This is a messenger RNA of Cryptomeria japonica (Japanese cedar), 1671 nucleotides long. Its product is annotated as E3 ubiquitin-protein ligase At4g11680. The coding region runs from base 379 to 1413 and encodes 344 amino acids. The transcript has 5 exons. Lineage: Eukaryota; Viridiplantae; Streptophyta; Pinopsida; Cupressales; Cupressaceae. The record is from RefSeq and is a predicted model, not a curated record.
CCUGGGUUGGAACGAAAUCGUCAAAAAUAAGAAAAUAACAAUUAUUAUUUCUCAUUAUUUCACAAUAAUUGAUAACAAAUGAUUUUUUUAACAAAUUAUAGUACAGACAGCUCAUUACAGUUGAAUUGAAGCACCUACACAGAAAAAACCAGAAACCACGAGAUUCGAUCCCGUGAGCUUUUCUGCUCCAAAAAUCUCAGUAACAACUCAUUUCCACAGACAGAAACAAUCUUUCGAAACCGUACAGAAUUGGCCUAUUAGGGUGCAAUUUAGGACCUUUUGCCGCUGUAUAUUACAGUGAAAUUGAAGUUAUUGUGAAGCUAUAAGCAAUCGUUUGAUUCUAAAAAACAGAGAUUGGAGUUAUUUUGAAGUGAGGAAAUGGACAGAAGCGUAGACAGCAACCCCUUGCUGGACACAAGAAGUAAUAGUGAUAAUAACAAUAAUAGUAUUAGGAGGAUGGCAGCUUUGCAGGGGGCAGCGCGGUUCAUACGGAGGCAGAGCAGCAGGAGAAUAAUGAGAGAACCGUCGGUUAUGGUGCGCGAAACGGCAGCGCAGCAAUUGGAGGAACGACAGACUGAUUGGGCACAUUCGAAGCCCGUGGUGAUAUUGGACCUUCUCUGGAACCUUGCCUUUGUUGCUGUUUCCGUUGCGGUUUUGGCGUGUAGUGUGCGUGAGAGGCCGUCUUUACCCCUUAGGGUUUGGAUUGGGGGAUAUAUUCUUCAGUGCUGUUUACAUAUGAUUUAUGUGCUUUACGAAUUCAGAAGAAGGCGACGUAAUUUACAGCGGAUCGAUUCCGAGGAAGAGCCACCAACGGAAGAAACUAGCAGUGUAAUAAAGCGGCUAGAAUCUGUAAAUACAAUGUUUUCCUUUUUUUGGUGGAUUGUUGGAUUUUACUGGAUAAUUGCUGGUGGGAAGUCUCUCGGAGUAGAUGCUCCUCGACUUUACUGGCUUUGUGUUGCAUUUCUAGCAUUUGAUGUAUUUUUUGUAGUAUUCUGCAUUGCCCUCGCCUGUGUAAUCGGGAUUGCAGUCUGUUGUUGUCUACCCUGUAUUAUCGCCAUUUUAUAUGCUGUGGCUGACCAGAAUGGUGCCUCUGAAGCAGAUAUUAGCCUUCUUCCAAAGUAUAGGUUCUGUAGAGCAGGUCCUUCUGAGAAGAUCAGUGGUGAAAAAUCUCGACCAUGUGGAGGAAUAAUGAGUUCAAUAUCUGGAGAAACUACAUCUGAAAAAGCUCUUGAAGCAGAGGAUGCUGAAUGCUGUAUUUGUCUUUCUGCAUAUGAAGAUGGUGUCGAAUUGCAUGAACUUCCAUGUAGCCACCAUUUUCACUGUGCAUGCAUCCAAAAGUGGUUGCGCAUGAAUGCAACAUGUCCUCUCUGCAAAUAUGACAUUGUGAAGAAUAGAGAAGACUGUAACGUGUAAAAUCCUCACAAAAGUAUCACAGUUUCUCAGGGAUUGACAAAGCUCAAACUUGUUGACUUGUGGCCUGAUGUGAUUCAUAAAUAAUUUAUAUACUGUAAAUGCAUGUGGAAUUUUAAAUGGAUGUAUAGUUUGUAAAUUGGAACACUGCUAAGCCCCCUUCAUUUUUCCUUUAGGUAUCCAAUGAUUCACGAAAGAGUUAAUAAAUUUACAAGUAUCUUUUGUUAACAUAAUGUAUACAUAAUUAUUCCUUUGUGCAAA